This is a messenger RNA of Abrus precatorius (Indian licorice), 1523 nucleotides long. RefSeq lists its product as uncharacterized. Gene Ontology annotation, molecular function: transcription cis-regulatory region binding. Lineage: Eukaryota; Viridiplantae; Streptophyta; Magnoliopsida; Fabales; Fabaceae. The transcript has 5 exons. Gene Ontology annotation, cellular component: nucleus. Gene Ontology annotation, biological process: regulation of DNA-templated transcription; abaxial cell fate specification. The record is from RefSeq and is a predicted model, not a curated record. The coding region runs from base 467 to 1426 and encodes 319 amino acids.
AAACCAAAUUAUCGUUUACUCGUCUCUCAUAGGCAUUGAUAGGAGCGAGAGAUACAGAGAGAGGAAAGGAGUGAGAGAGCACGCCAGAGAAGGAGUUCUAAUUUCUCUUUGAAGAUUGAUGUAGGGUUGGUACUUCUAAGAUCAAGUUUUUUUUUUUACUUUCUCUCUCUGAGGUCUAAGCAUGGAGGAGGAUGAACAAUUAAUAGGAGAAGAAGCUAAGAAAAAGAGCUCCGCAAAAUUCUUCACUCCCCAAUUACUCCUUUUCAAUUAUAGUGGUUUUGGUUUCAGUAUUUGAUCUUUAUCCCCACGGAGAACUCUUUUGUCUUUCUUUUUCCUUAUUUUUUUUUUGUCUUGCUCCUAAGCUUCAAGGAAAUUAAGAGUAUAGCAUAAAGUUGGAGAAGGAAGAUAUAUAGGAUGGAAGAAAGUGGUGGCUCCCAAUGUUCCAAAACACGCCCUUCUAAACUUGAUGAAGAUGAGUGUGAAAGUGAAGCAAAUGAGGAUCAAAGUAAGCAAAAUAACAAUGGAGGAAGCUCAAGCAAUAGCACCGUGGACGAGAGCGAGAGAAAGAUUAGGCCUUAUAUUAGAUCCAAGUUGCCGAGGCUUCGGUGGACACCUGAUCUUCAUCUUCGCUUUGUUCAUGCUGUUCAAAGACUUGGAGGACAAGAGAUUGGUUCUUCAAUUGAUGAAUAUCAAAGGUUUAAGUAUUGCCCAUGUCAAGAGUCAUUUACAGAUGUUUAGGAGCAAAAAGAUAGAAGAUCCAAAUCAAGUAUUGGCCGGUCAUAGUAAUCUUGUAGAAAUUGGAGACAGAAAUAUUUAUAAUCUUAGCCAACUUUCCAUGCUUCAAGGAUACAAUCCGAGUCAAAAUCCCUCCUACAGCUACUCAUAUAAUUAUCCAAGUUAUGGAUUCGGGGAUGCUUCUUUCGGUGUCUACGAAAAAACAAUGCACAAAGCUUUCGAUUGGUCUAAUAAUAAUGGAAUUUUUCGACUGGGUUCUUCAAUUUUUGGGGAACAAUCAUCACCAAGCAAAAUCCGUGAACAAAAAGAUGAGUUUCUCUCAUUUAGUGCUCUUGAACCACUGUGCAUACGCACGAGAUUAAACCACGUUGAUCACACCCCAUCAAUCAAUAUGCAUCUAAGAGCACAAAACCACAUGCAAAUAAACCCAACAGCAAAUAAUCCACAAGAAUUGAAGACACUGAAAAGAAAGGCUUCAGAUGCUGCACUAGAUUUGGAUCUAUCACUAAAGCUAAACUCAAAGAUUUACGAUGAAGGAAACUUGGAGGACCAUGAAGUUGAUAGUAAUCUAUCACUCUCAUUGUACUCUCAUCAAUCCUCGUCUUCUAAUCUUAGCAACAGGUUGAAGGAAGCACAAGAUCACUGUAAGGAACAAGGCAAAAUGGCUAGUACUCUAGAUCUGACUAUAUGAAUGAGACAAAUUCUCAGUGAGAUCUUGAGGUACUUGUCAGAAACUAUGCAUUUUAUAACCAAAUUCAUACAUUUAUCUGACAUAGUUAUAUUUGCUU